ACCUGCUGGAAAUCUCCACAGGCAUUAUAAAAUUCAGGUUUAUGACAGUUACUCCUCACAAGUCACAAACCACAGUAGAAUCUAGAUUACUCGCCAAUGGCAACUAUCCUCCAUUUCAUUUCUGCAGUUUUCUUUCUCACUCUCAUUGGCCAAGGGAAUGGGCAAUGCUACCCACUAACUGAUCUAAAAGUUUUCCAGUCUAAAACGGGAGGAAAAGUGGGAAACAAGGAGGAAUGGAAAGUGACAAUCUUUAAUGAUUGUAUAUGUACUCAAUGGAAUAUCAAAUUGGUCUGCAAUGGCUUUCAGACUGUAAAGAAAAUUGACCCAUCUAUGGUGGCCAGAGCAGAGGAUGAUACGUGUCGCAUUAACAAGAAACAGCCACUUUAUGGAUUUCAUACCUUCAAUUUCACUUAUGCUUGGGAUCAAAUAUAUCCUUUCCAGCCUAUUUACUCUGAGAUUGCUUGUUCUUAGUGUUGCUUUAUGUUUGUUAUAUCCUUUGUUUGAUUUAUGUAUAAAAUCACUGUAAUUUUGUACUUAAUUUUCUUAAAAAAUGGAUCCUUUUUUAAUCCUUUUAAUUA
This is a messenger RNA of Jatropha curcas, 578 nucleotides long. RefSeq names its product TPD1 protein homolog 1. Gene Ontology annotation, biological process: cell fate determination. The record is from RefSeq and is a predicted model, not a curated record. Lineage: Eukaryota; Viridiplantae; Streptophyta; Magnoliopsida; Malpighiales; Euphorbiaceae.